AUGGAAUAUAAAGAAGAUUCUUCAAACGAAGUUACAAUAGACUCAAAUGGUAUAGAUCCGCAUAAAAUUCUUUCAGAUCAAAAUCAAAUUGAAAAAGAUAUUGAACAAAAUAACAAAAAACAGAUAUCAUUCUUCGAUGUUACAGUUUCAGAAAACAAUUCAUGCUCAGAUGAAUAUCUGAAAGCAAUUUUCAAAGCAAUAACAGAAAUUUACCAAAGAUCUUUCAUGCCAAUACAGGACUCUGAAGAAAAACUUUAUGAUUUUAUCUUCGAACUAAGUGAUUCUAACCACAAAAACGUGCUCAAAGAACUAAUUUCAGAUUUCGAUAUUCCUGCUUAUAUUUUCGGUAAAAUACAUAAUGAUAAUCACAGAAAUUUGCUACCAAAACGAAUUCUUGCGCUAACUACGUGCCUAGAGUUAAAUUUUCAAUUAUUUAAUGAAGAUUACUUCGAUUUUAUUCUAAAUACCUUAUUUUUAGAACAAAACAUUGAAAAUACAGACGAAUUCACUGCUGUUCUUGCAUUUUUAGCAAAUUUCACAGAUGAAAACAAUAUUCAAUUAUUUCCAGUAGAAUUCUUUCCGAUUCUAUCAGAAUUAAUGUCUUUGCAUGUCUUUAACAUCAUAUAUAGACAUACAAUUCUACUUAUAUUAAAAAUAAUUCAAGUUUUAUCUCCAAAUGAUGAAAUUAAUGAUUUCAUUUCUAAUUGUUUUGUUUUCAUUAAUGAAUUCAUCGAACAAGCUCCAUCUUAUGCCAAUAAUGCUAUAUUGCAAUUAAUUUCAGCCAUUUCUGAUUUCAAUACAAGUUAUCUAAAUUAUCUUAUUCCAUCUUUAGAUCAUAUUUCAGCAUUUGGUCAGAUUUCAUAUCAAACAAUAUUUUCAGUGAUCAGAUCUUCACUAUCUUUUGAUUUUCUAACAGAUCAAGUUUUUUCUGCAAUUUUUGAUACAUUGACAUUAUCAACUAUUGAUGAUUUAUUAAUAAUUGAAUUAUACUCAAUGUUAAAUAUGCUAAUUUCCAAAGAUUCAGAAAAAUUUUAUGAGAUAUUUUUAAAUGAUCAUAGCAAUGUCGAAAUCAUGAUGAAUUCAAUUCAAACUCUAUUCUCAAGCACAUCAUUUAAUAUAGUUGCAGUAGUUGGGCGAUUUUAUUCGGUAUUAUUUUAUUAUUUUCCUAGUUUAAUUGAAAAUAAGAAAUAUUUCGAUAUCGAGAACUUUAAAAGGAUCUGUGAGGUCCAAACAGAACUUGUAAUAAUUGUUCUCAACGCAUUUGAUUCAACUUUAUCUUUCAUUAUGAGAACAAACGAAAAUGAGGCUCGAGAAUUCAUAGAAAUGAUCCAAAACUCCGAAAUACUUGAUGAUAUCUGUGAUUACGUCGAUGAUUUAGAUAAUGAUGAAAUUCAAACUGAAUGCGAUCAAAUUAUUAACAAAUUUAUACCCGAUGAAUAA
Messenger RNA from Trichomonas vaginalis G3, 1440 nucleotides. RefSeq names its product armadillo (ARM) repeat-containing protein family. The transcript has a single exon. Bases 1 to 1440 code for a protein of 479 amino acids. The record is from RefSeq and is a predicted model, not a curated record. Lineage: Eukaryota; Parabasalia; Trichomonadida; Trichomonadidae.